Rhincodon typus (whale shark) is the source of this 2302-nucleotide messenger RNA. It is a transcript of the gene pdia5, whose product is annotated as protein disulfide isomerase family A, member 5. Gene Ontology annotation, molecular function: protein disulfide isomerase activity. NCBI's taxonomy places the organism in Eukaryota, Metazoa, Chordata, Chondrichthyes, Orectolobiformes, Rhincodontidae. The transcript has 14 exons. The record is from RefSeq and is a predicted model, not a curated record. Bases 1 to 1326 code for a protein of 441 amino acids. Gene Ontology annotation, biological process: protein folding. Gene Ontology annotation, cellular component: endoplasmic reticulum.
AUGCUGCUAUCUUCUUCCAGGAACAGUGAAAGCAGGAAGCUGUGCAAGAAGAUGAAAGUGGAACCAGCCUCAAAGAAAAAUGGCGUUGAGUUGUUGCAUUACAAGGACGGAGCUUUCCACGUUGAAUACGAAAGGCCUGAAACGUUCAAGUCAAUGGUGGCAUUUAUGAGGGAUCCAGAGGGCGCUCCAUUGUGGGAAGAGAAUCCUGACGCGAAGGAUGUGGUUCACAUUGACAGUGAGAAGGAAUUCAGAAAGCUGGUAAAGAAGGAGGAACGACCGAUUCUGAUGAUUUUCUACGCCCCGUGGUGUGGGGUGUGUAAGCGGAUGAUGCCAGCCUUUCAACAAGCUGCCACAGAGCUAAAGGGCACCCAUGUAAUGGCUGGAAUGAACGUCCAUCCUUCUGAAUUUGAUGAAAUUAAACAGGAAUUUAAUAUUAAAGGAUAUCCAACCUUCUGUUACUUUGAGAAGGGAAAAUUUCUAUUUAAUUUUGAAAACUAUGGAGCUACUGCCCAAGAUUUUGUUGAGUGGAUGAAAAAACCCCAAGAAGCACAGCCCGAACCCCCAGAGAUCCCAUGGGCAGAGCAGGAGUCUGGAGUGUCUCAUUUAACAGAUGAUACCUUUGAUGGGUUUGUGAAGGAACACCCAUCCGUACUCGUGAUGUUUUAUGCGCCAUGGUGUGGGCACUGUAAAAAGAUGAAGCCAGAGUACGAGGAAGCUGCCGAGAUGUUGAAUAAUGAAAGUGAUAGUCCAGGUGUGUUGGCAGCAGUUGAUGUCACAUCUCAGAAGCACUUAGGAGAAAGGUUUCAAAUCACUGGCUUCCCAACCCUCAAGUACUUUGAAAAUACUGAAGAGAAAUGGACACUUCCACAUCUGCGGACCAAGGAUAAGAUCAUCGAGUGGCUCCACAAUCCUCAAGCUCCUCCACCACCUGAACAGUCCUGGGAAGAGCAGCAGACCAGUGUCACCCAUCUCAGCGCUGAAGAUUUUAAGGAGUUCAUGAAGAAAAAGAAGCAUGCCUUAGUCAUGUUCUAUGCACCUUGGUGCCCUCACUGUAAGAAUACUAUCCCACAUUUCACAGCAGCCGCUGACCAUUUUAAAGAAGAACGAAAGAUUGCCUAUGCUGCAGUUGAUUGCACUAAAGGACAGAAUCAUGAGCUAUGCAAACAGGAAGGUGUGGAGGGAUACCCCAUGAUCAGCUAUUACAAUUAUGGAAAAUUUAUGGAGAGGUACAGUGGGGAAAGAGCGGAAGCUGCUUUCGUUAACUAUAUCCGAGCAAUGCGAGGGCAGGACCAUGAGAAGAUUUCAAAGCGGAAAGAGGAGUUAUAACGUUACAUACCUCGUGCUUGCCACCGCACACUGUGAAAGGGCCCUGUUUUCAUCACAACUGUACUGAAACUUCACAUUUUCGUAGACAGUUUUUCUUUGCAAACUGAAGAUUACCCAAUUAAUUGUCAUAAUGCAGUGGACCACUUGCAGUCCUUUUUUUAAAGGACUGCACUCUAUUAUGAGAAAAGUACAUUUAAAAUAUAAAUGCUGCCUUUCUCACAAUUGUGUCCAAGUACAACACUUGUAACUAGUGAUCGACUGGUACAAAUGUGUCCUGGUGCCAGUAUUGUCAGUGCCCGAUCUGAUUGCAAUAUUCCAGUUUUAAGUUACUUUCAAAAAGGAGGGAAAAAAAGGCUAGGGUUUCAAUAAAUGCAGGAUAAAGCCAUUCCUUCAAACUUUUUGGAAGAGGAAGUGUCAUUACAUGCCAACAUUUGAGGAAGGCUCGAAGCAUCUGCCUUAUUAGCUACACAAGAAUGGAUCAACCUCAUAGUGGACCUAUUCUGAGAAAGGAACGUUGGAACUAGACUGCAUUUGUCGAUUGCUAGCUUGUGUUCUAUGCAAAUGUUUUGUAGUUGCGGGUUUUCUAUUUUAAAGGCCAUAAAUGUGGUCUGAGAUGGCCUAUGAUUGCCAGGCUUUUCUCAUGGGGCUGGGUGGGGGAAUGGGUGGGUAUUAAAGUCUGGAAAGGGUAGAAAACAAUUUAAAAUUUUAAUCAAAUUGCUCAGGGAUGGCACAAGGAAGUUCCAAAAAAAAGUCAAAUACAAUUAUUUUUGAAUUCUGUGAUUACUUAGGGUGCUUCAGAAUACUGCAGCUAAUUAAGUGGGUGAAAUAAUCAGGCAGAAUGGAAAAGGUAUGGGUACAACUUUUGCCUUCACAUAUUGAUCCAGUAAUAACUGAUUAUUUUUGGAUUGCAUGUUGAAUAUGAAUAUAGAAGAUUGACCUUAUUGAAAAAAAUCUAAUAAAAUGUUCUUGUGUUUUA